CUUCUAUCAUUCUAGUUUAUCGUAUUUCCUAAAUGUAUUUGCAAUCACACACAUUCGCAACACUAUGAGUCUUGUUUUUAGACGUUAAGAAAAUUGUUUCUCAUUUAACGUAGGAGGAUGAAGCCUCGGUUAAUUGAUUCUACCGACACAGCCAAAAGGGGCGCGUACAGAGGAAAUAGAUUAGCUCCGCCUACCUCGCUUCACCUUUUUCUGUGGCCCCAACCUACUACACGAACACACAAUAAUACACCAUGACUCGAUGGUCAGGGUGCUUAUUACUCGCACUCGGUAUAUUACAGUGGUUAACGCCAUCCAUUCAGGCCAUUUACGAAUCUCAAGCAGGUGUCAUUGAUUGGCAUCAUGCUUGGGUGGGAAAAACACGUUGGGCACAUUCGAUCGGCACAUCUAGACUGGUCGUUGGUACUGAACGAAAUGUAAUGGCAUCACUCGACACGGAAUCCGGUGCUAUUGUAUGGAGACAAGUUUUGGAUCACCCGGUCAAGGAAUUUCAUGCAACAUCAUCAGGUAUUCUCACUGUAUCUCAGGCGCCACCAUCUGUCGCACAGCUCUGGGACGUAACGACCGGUAGACUCGUGUGGGAACGUGCGCUUGGAAAGAGCGCCGCCACUGCCAUGAUUGCUGCUGAGCAGGAGAGUGGUGAUGAUAGUGUCAUCAUUGCUUCCAGCAAUGGUAAACUUGUACGCCUAUCCAGUGCUAGCGGCCGACCAUUAUGGAACAUGGAUCUCCCAAAUAGUGAUGUGAAUGUCAUUGCAGUACAAAAACGUGACCAAACUGUGUACGUCGUUGAACAAACCGAGGGGCGUACGUCUUUGACUGUGUCCACAUUCCGUUAUGACACAGGCGAGCGAUUGAAUACGAUCAAACAUUCCGUAUCGGCGACAACGACAGAUAACGUAUUGGUUCUGGGCCCCUAUCUCGUUUGGACGGAGAAGGAUACUGUGAAAUGGAAUGAACUCGGCUCAAAGAAGGUUCAAAAGGCUACUGUAUCUACUUUGGUUGGAUCACUUAAAUCGUUCACUCAAGCUGAACCACAGACUGUCGCGCUUGCACCGGGUGAUUCCGAGAGUAUCUUGCUUCUAUCCGCAUACAAUUUGGGUCAGGACCGUUUGACUGUAUCAUCUGCAGCCUUGCAAAUUCAGGCAAAGAGCAUUGAAUUGAUUCAAGACUUGGGUAUACAGGAUUCUUUUGGCGCCGCAGAUGCUUCCGGUACCAGCGGCGUUACGCGGCUCUCAAAACAUUCUCAGAGCGAACUUUUGUUUGAAACGAUUUCGCGCGAAGAGCACCGAAAGCAGGUCAAGGUGGCCCACGACUUUACGCUGAGUGGCGACGUUGCUUAUGGCAAAGUGGCCAGUGUUGAUCCAUUGCGCGCUUUUGUUGUAACAGAGAGUGGAUCGACUUUUAUGUAUGGUGAACAAGGCGAGUUGAAAUGGUCUCGGGACGAAGGAAUGGCUCAUGCCACGGUGACGGAGUUCCUGGAUCUGCCUGAGAAACAGAUGACUCAAUUGGCAGACGUCGAAGAAGAGGUGCCUGCAGCCGUGAGCCCCUACAUCCGUUACUGGCAUCGUCUGCAAGCGCAUGCCGCCGAGCUGCAGCAUCUGCCCGAAUGGAUCCUGUCACGAUACACGCCCUCUAAGUCCAGGGUCAACACACUCACCCAUCGACAACACAUCCAAUCAUGCUAUAAUGGUACGACGACGACGGAUCAUCUUUACCGCGAUAAAUUUGGUCUGCGCAAACUGCUUAUUACCGCCACCGAGACGGGCCAAGUGAUCGUACGAGACUCGGCUAACGGAGGUGCACCUGUAUGGAGCCGAUAUUUCGGCCAAGUUCGUUUUGAUCAUGUCGUCGUGGUCCGUAGCGUAUCUGUCAAACUCCCGCCAUUGAUUGUUGUCAUUGGUCGGUCAGGGGAUGGCGUUAGCUAUGAAGAGACGCACUUUUACCGCUUGAACGCUCUGACAGGCCAAGACUACGUCGCGACGUCGCUGUCAUCCGAAAUGCAAGAAUUCUUCGAUCCUCAACUCGUUACUGAGACGCGCAUCGCCAAGGUCAUGCGACUGCCUAUUGAGGAGCCUGAUGAGCACACGCAUAUCCUCGCGCUCUAUGAAGCAGGAUCAAGCCGUGUUUAUAUUUACCCGGACACCGAAGGAUCACGCCAGAGCUUCCAGAACUAUUUGGAUAACUUUUACUUUGUACAUCAGCGACAACAAAAGAAGGACAAGGGAGGGGCGUCUGCGUUCAAGGGGUAUCAAGUGCUUGAAGGGUAUCGUGGCAGCUUGACGGCACAGCCUGUGUGGUCGCUCGAUAUUCCGCAGGAUGAAUCCGUGGUGGCUGUUGGUGAGCGCGCCACCGAUGAAAAAGUGGCGCUGAUCGGGCGGGUGCUAGGCAACCGCAACGUCAUGUACAAGUACCUGAACCCACACAUGUUUGCUGUCAUGACUACCCAGCCUGGACGCAGCACCCUGAAGGUCCGCCUUGUCGACGGCGUCAAGGGCACGGUGCUUUAUGAAACUGUGCAUCAAAACGUCGAUGCGGUCGAAAACCCUGUCCAUGUCGUACAAGCCGAAAACUGGAUCAUCUACCAUUUUUGGAGCAACGAUAGUCGUAACAAGGGAUAUCAGGCAGUCGUGUUGGAGCUUUACGAGGGCGAGUAUGAAAAUGAGCGAAUUGCGAGCACAAACUUUUCAUCAUUCGAUAAUGUACGACCCUAUGUUCAAUCAUCGGCAUACGCUUUCCCCUAUGCCGUGGAGGCCAUCGGUGUAACGGUAACGCGAAACGGUGUCUCCACUCGGGAUAUCCUGUUCGGUAUUGGAUCGAACCAGAUUGUGGGCAUCAACAAGCGCUUUUUAGACCCACGACGGCCUACAGAUAAACCAAGCAAGGAGGAGCAGGAAGAAGGCCUGAUACCUUAUUCCCCUAUCCCGGAAGAUCGUCAACUCUUUUUGACUUACUCACUUGAGGUAUUCGGUAUCAAAAAGAUCAUCACGACACCCACACUCUUGGAAUCGACAUCAGUCGUGUUCGCCUAUGGCCUGGAUACCUUUUUCACACAAUCGUCACCGAGUCGACGAUUUGAUGUUCUUAGUGAAGACUUUUCGAAAUCUCAGCUCAUCAUGACGAUCGUCGGUCUUGUUGCUGCGAUUGCGGUGGCUGGCCCCAUGGUCCGUCGGAAGCGAGUGAAUGCUCUGUGGAAGUAGAUUCAAUAUACAGCCCUCAACAAAAGAAGAGGGGGAUACACGCCCUUUUUUUCCCUCUAAGGUUGAUGGAUAUUUGUAAACUAUACUUUCUUCUGUCACUUUAACUUUCUAUCACAUGAGAAUAUAUAUCUUCGUUUUUUUGGGCAUACACAACAACGACGAUGCAAAACUGUGGAUGGAUGGUUUUUGCUCAGGGCUUCGGGGAGUACAUUCGGAACUGUGCAGACCCCCCAGACAGUCAGUGCAACCGGGGUACAUCACACGAAAUUCUAUUCGUACAUGCAGUAGUCAAUAAGCAUAAUCGUGAUUAACCGAUACAUAUAU
Messenger RNA from Zychaea mexicana, 3539 nucleotides. RefSeq lists its product as uncharacterized. Gene Ontology annotation, molecular function: protein binding. The record is from RefSeq and is a predicted model, not a curated record. Bases 252 to 3215 code for a protein of 987 amino acids. Lineage: Eukaryota; Fungi; Mucoromycota; Mucoromycetes; Mucorales; Lichtheimiaceae. Gene Ontology annotation, cellular component: EMC complex. Gene Ontology annotation, biological process: protein folding in endoplasmic reticulum. The transcript is spliced from 10 exons.